UGCAGGACAUUAGCUGAGGUGUUUCUCGCCCUCAGCUAACAUGUACAGAUGAUGAUAUGUCUGAACAUCCUGCUAUUUAACCGGUUUAUGCUAACAUGUGGCCGGAUAGGCCUUCCCUUAACUGGGAUGUCAGUUUCGGAUGAUUUUCGGGAGUUCGAAGAACAGUUACGUCUGCAAAACGCUGAAUGCUCGAAAGAGCGAAGUCGAGUUAGGGUCGAUCCGGAUGGUACAGCAAUGGAGUGGGACGAGGCUCGUCGGGCCUGGUUCCCUAAGAUCGACGAUGAUUUCAUUGCUCGUUAUCAGAUGAGCUACGGUGUGCCGUCUCAAACCACAGGUAUUGUGCAAAGCGGUGCAGCCACAAACAAUCUUCCCAACGAAACUUCUAGCUCCUUGGACUGGUCCACUUUCAAUGCGCGUUUAGCCAAGCUCCGUGAAGAAAAAGGCGAAAAUUCGGAAGAGGUGCAACAUCUUACCAGGGCUGCGCAUGAAGCCUUGACUUCAUAUUACAAUUCUCCGGCAUACCGGGAAUGGUAUGAGAGCUACUGUAAACAGCUUGAUGGAUCAAUGAAUGAAGCAUCUGUCGCAUCCCAACGAACCGUCAGUCUGCAGGGUCCAAAGCCGACGAAGAUAAGACACGACGUCAAGCCUUCCGAACGUGUGCGUUGUGCGCUUGCUGAUGACGGUGGUUUGAACGCUGAGCAGGCGCUGGCUCGCGCGGAGGCAGAACAGCAGGCCGGCGUACCCAUCGCGUCCGAAACCCACGAGGAGGACAACGGCCCCGAUUGUCUGCCUUCCAAUGAGACGGUUAUUGAUGCAGGCGCGGCAAAGGCGGCGAACAAACGCAAAGUGACUGCACCACCUCCCGCGUGGUAUGAGGUGAACGACGAAAAGAACACGCACAUUUAUGUCACCGGUCUUCCUCCGGAUAUAACUGAGGCGGCUUUCUACCAAUUGAUGUCCAAAUAUGGAGUGAUCAUGAACGAACCUUUCACUGACAAGCCGCGCAUCAAAUUGUACAAAGAUGAAUUUGGGAACCCCAAAGGAGACGGUCGGUGUUGCUAUGUGAAGGUGGAAUCCGUAGACCUGGCGUUAAAGUUGCUCGACGGCAUGAUGUAUACUCCGGAACACACAUUACAUGCAGAAAGGGCAAAGUUCCAGCCGAAAGGGGCAUUUGACCCGAAGAAACGCCGCCGCUUAACGUUGAAAGAAAAGAAAAAACUUAAGGAACAACAAGAGAGUUUAUUCCGCUGGGGCAUCGACACUAGCAAAUUCGUUCGGGGCAAGAAGGAACGCGUUAUCGUGUUGAAGAAUGCCUUCGUGGAGGCAGAUUUUUUGCAUGACGUCACUCUCAUUCCCGUCGUUCGUGACAGACUCCGGGCUCAGUGUGCCAAGUGCGGUACGGUGAAGAAGAUUGUGGUCCACGAUGCCAAUCCUCUCGGGGCGGUUACUGUAACGUUCAGUACUCCUGAGGAAGCUGAUACCGCCUUGGGCUUCCUAAAUAAUGCCCUGUUCGAUUAUCCUGGCCCUGGUGGCCCUCGACAACUGGCGGCGGAACGAUGGGAUGGCAAAACAAACUACGCUGUGAAAGAGGAUAAAAAUGUGCAAUUGAGUCGCAUCCACAAGUGGGAAGAAUUUCUUGGGGGUGAAUCAUCGUCUGAUGAAGAUGGUGCAGUGCUAAAGGAAACCGAGACGGAACAAAAACAAUCGAUUACUUCUAUGAACUCAGCACCGGAUUAUUGGGAAACAUCCAGUCAAGAGAGCCCCGUUAGCGGAGCCGAUACUGAGGACGCAGGGGGUGAAAGCGGUGACGAGACACCUUAAAUAUAGUGUAUUUCGAUGUACAGUCACUCAUAUUCGUUCAUCUUGUCAUUCCACAUGCUCACAGAUACGGAUGGUGUGAUCACCAAUAAACCAUCAAUUCCAAUAG
Molecule: messenger RNA, 1927 nt
Organism: Dicrocoelium dendriticum
Lineage: Eukaryota; Metazoa; Platyhelminthes; Trematoda; Plagiorchiida; Dicrocoeliidae
Source: the annotation of a GenBank genome assembly